GCCCCAAAAUUCAGGUUCAGACGAAGCUCUCAACUCUCAAGCUUAGGGAUAAAUGGAGACCUUCCUGUUCACAUCUGAAUCUGUGAACGAGGGGCACCCUGACAAGCUCUGUGAUCAGAUUUCUGAUGCGGUCCUUGAUGCAUGCCUUGAACAAGACCCUGACAGCAAGGUUGCUUGUGAGACUUGCACCAAGACCAACAUGGUCAUGGUUUUUGGUGAGAUCACAACCAAGGCCAAAGUAGACUAUGAGAAGAUUGUGCGUGAUACAUGUCGCAGAAUUGGAUUUGUUUCAGAUGAUGUGGGACUUGAUGCUGACAACUGCAAAGUCUUAGUUUUUAUUGAGCAGCAGAGUCCUGAUAUUGCUCAGGGUGUCCAUGGUCAUCUCACAAAGCGCCCUGAGGAGAUUGGUGCAGGUGAUCAGGGUCACAUGUUUGGAUAUGCCACAGAUGAGACACCUGAGUUUAUGCCUCUUAGUCAUGUCCUUGCAACCAAGCUUGGUGCUCGCCUCACUGAAGUCCGCAAGAACGGGACUUGUCCUUGGUUGAGACCUGAUGGCAAAACCCAAGUCACUGUUGAGUAUUACAAUGAAAAUGGUGCUAUGGUUCCUGUUCGUGUCCACACUGUUCUCAUUUCCACACAGCAUGAUGAAACUGUUACUAAUGAUGAAAUUGCUGCUGACUUAAAAGAGUAUGUUAUCAAGCCAGUCAUCCCUGACAAGUACCUUGAUGAGAAGACGAUCUUCCAUCUCAAUCCAUCAGGGCGUUUUGUGAUUGGUGGACCUCAUGGUGAUGCUGGUCUCACUGGCCGCAAAAUCAUUAUUGACACUUAUGGGGGUUGGGGAGCCCAUGGUGGUGGUGCCUUCUCCGGAAAGGACCCUACUAAGGUAGACAGGAGUGGCGCUUACAUUGUUAGGCAGGCUGCCAAGAGCAUUGUUGCUAAUGGACUUGCUCGUAGAUGCCUUGUCCAGGUCUCAUAUGCAAUAGGCGUGCCUGAACCAUUGUCUGUUUUUGUUGACACAUAUAAAACUGGAAAGAUCCCAGACAAGGAAAUUCUAAAGAUUGUGAAGGAGAACUUUGAUUUCAGGCCUGGAAUGAUAGCCAUUAACCUUGACCUCAAGAGAGGUGGCAAUGGCAGAUUCUUGAAAACUGCUGCAUAUGGUCACUUUGGAAGGGAUGACCCUGACUUUACAUGGGAGGUGGUGAAGCCCCUCAAGUGGGAGAAACCCCAAGAGUAAAAUCAUCCGAACUUGUUUGCAUCAAUAAGUACCUUGUUAUUCCAAGCUACCGUCUGAGUCUGAUCACAAGAGUAAAGAGUGUGGCAAAAUUGUUGGCUGGUUACUUAUUUUUUUGCAUGUAUUGGAUUGGUUUUUGCUACAUAUAUAUGAAAAGAUAAAAGCAGUCAUGAAUCUUACAAUUGAUGAAAAAGCUUUGUGGAGAGGGGUUAGUCUUUAUCUUUAUGUAUGAAAUUUGGUCGAAGGACGAGAAUACGGCCACAAGAGAUUAGCUUCAGGAAGCAGCAUUUAGUUAGCUGACACCGAAUGAAUGAUUUCAUGAUUGCCCUUUUUCUUGUAAAAUACUUGAUAGUCUCACCAAUGGUUACAAACCGACUGCUGUUGGGUGUAAUAUGUUGAAAAAGUUUGCAAAAAUAGUAAGAAUGAUUUUAUAGGUGGUGUACUCACCCCUUUCCUCUUAACACCUAUCAUUGUGUAUGGUUUUAUCUCAUCUUGUAUAGGAGGGAUCAAACUUACGAUUAAAAUACCGUGAUGCCU
Messenger RNA from Rubroshorea leprosula, 1768 nucleotides. The record is from the annotation of a GenBank genome assembly. Lineage: Eukaryota; Viridiplantae; Streptophyta; Magnoliopsida; Malvales; Dipterocarpaceae.